This is a messenger RNA of Hyalella azteca, 4075 nucleotides long. RefSeq names its product nephrin. The record is from RefSeq and is a predicted model, not a curated record. Bases 26 to 3016 code for a protein of 996 amino acids. The transcript is spliced from 17 exons. Gene Ontology annotation, molecular function: protein binding. NCBI's taxonomy places the organism in Eukaryota, Metazoa, Arthropoda, Malacostraca, Amphipoda, Hyalellidae.
AAUCAACAAUUCUAAGAACGCGUUGAUGAUAAACUAUAACAACACAAUGAACACGUUUAGAUUGUCGUUAUAUGUGUGCUUGAUAAUGAGUCAUGGCAUGGCCGAAGCGAGCAAUAUUGAGUGGCGGAAUCAAAUGGAAGAGACGAGUCUGGUCAAGCGGAGGCAUGCACCAGUGGAGGAAGAGACGAGUCUGGUCAAGCGGAGGCAUGCACCAGUGGAGGAAGAGACGAGUCUGGUCAAGAUCAAAGUUGGUACAGCGCUGCCUCCUUCAUCCAUCAUACCUGGCAUCUUACCCCCUAGGAAAUACGCGUCCGUGGCGGUGGUGGGGGUGGAGGGUCGCACAGCUCACCUACCCUGCAACAUGAGCGCCCCAAGCGGCGACGCGGUGUCCCUCGUGCUGUGGUUCAGAGACGGUCUCGCCACCCCCAUCUACAGUUAUGACCUGCGCGAACUGUCGGGGCCGCUGCACUGGCACGACGCUGCCCUGCUUGGGGCACGAGCGCUGUUUAAAGCCGAGCCAGAGUCGCAAUACCUGCAGCUAACCGACCUUGUUGCGGCCGACGCCGGCCUCUACAAAUGCAGGGUGGACUUCAAGCGAGCGGCCACCAUAAACAACCGCGUCAACCUAACUAUAGUGGUGCCCCCGACUGCGUUGGUCCUACAGGACGAGGAAGGCAUGCCAGUGCACUCUGUUCUGGGUCCUGUGAUGGAAGGUACCAACCUGAGGGUAUCCUGCGUCGCGUCGGGCGGCUCACCACCCCCGGACCUCGACUGGGUGGUGAAAGACGAGCUGGUGACCGCAGCUCACCAGACCAGGACGGCAGGAGUGACCAUCAGUCACGUCGUGCUCAAAAAUUUACCCCGCGAAUACGUCAUGACUGAAAUUUCCUGCAGAGCUCACACGGCUUCCGUCGCCAAGCUUAUGGUCGCCUCCGCUACCAUCGAUAUGAAUUUACGGCCGCUGGAGGCGGUGAUCAGUGAGCCGGUGGAGCCGUUCUCGGCAGGCCGCACCUACGACCUCAUGUGCACCUCUCGCGGCUCCCGCCCCCCGGCCCUCAUCACCUGGUGGAGGGGCGCCCGCAGACUGCGGCCCAUCGCAGACCAGACGUGGCAGGAAGGCAACGUGUCGCGUUCAGUGUUGCGCUUGGCCAUCAACGCGAGUCUGCACGACCAGACUGUGGCUUGCAGAGCGCACAACCCCAAGAUCCCUGAGGCGGUCGUUGAGGACAGCCUUAAGCUCUCUGACAGCCUCAAGCUCUCUGUUUACUACGUGCCCGAGGUCUCAGUGGGCUUUGGAGCCUCUCUGGACCCCGCGAAUAUCAGAGAGGGCGACGACGUUUAUUUCGAGUGUUUCAUCAACUCGAACCCACCGGCCUACAAAGUUACGUGGCAGCACGAGGGCCAAGAGGUGCGACAAGACCGCGAUGCCGGCGUACUCGUGACGCAAAACAGCCUCGUACUACAGCACGUUCACCGCAGGCAUGCCGGCGGUUACUCCUGCAAAGCCAGCAACGUGGAGGGCGACAGCAUCAGCAAACCGAGAAUGCUGAAAAUCCUCUACGCGCCGGUCUGCAGCCCUGCUCAGGUGCAGACGUACGGUGCAGCCGUGGGGGAAAGUGUGACCGUCACGUGCAAUACGGAGGCCGUGCCUACGGCCUCGCGUUUCUACUGGACUUUCAACAACACAUCAGAAACUUUCGAGGUUCCUGAGUCACCCUUGACCGGCCCUAAAGACAUCAGUCAUCUUGAGUAUAUCCCCAAGAGUGACUUCGAGUACGGCACAUUACAAUGCAGAGCCGAGAACGCGGUCGGCAGACAACGGGAGCCUUGCAUGUUUCAAGUUGUCCCUGCAGCUCGUCCUCAGCCCCCAAAUGAAUGCAAGGUGACGAACGUGACUCCUAGCAGCGUGGCGGUGACAUGCAAGCCUGGUUUUGGAGGCGGACUGCCUCAAACUUUCCAUAUGGAAGUCAGGUCCGGCAGGCCAGACACACUGCAGGCAAACGUGUCCGCAUCCAGCCCUAAGUUCCAGGUGUCAGGACUGGAGAGCGGGGCUAGCGUGCAGCUCCUGAUUUACUCCGGCAACUCGCGGGGACGCUCGCUGCCCGGCGUCAGACUUGACGUCGACCUGCCCAGCCUGCCCGUGAAACAGCUCGAGACUCGCCAUGAUACAGAAGGAAGCUCAGUACAGACACACAGCGACCCUGGCGCUGCAGCGGCACUCAACUACGCGAGCCUGCUGGGCGCAUUCGCUGGCACCAUCACUGCCGUGCUGGCACUCACCUUCGUCGCAGUCCUGUCUUUCAGAAAGCGAUGCUGUCACCGACAACAGCAGCAUCUCUCAGACCAAAACGAUCAGUUGACAGACUCGCAGACCUACGCUCCUAACACCAGCGGAGACCUUAGCCUUCCUAAAGAAUCUGAAGUAGCACCAAUAUCUGUCACCGACUCGCUCAGUAUUGACGCUGGGACCUACAGAAAAAAGAAGCAGAUAUCUUUAAACCUCUUUGAAAAUACAGAGGGAGAAGCCACCAUCAUGUCGAGUCCUAUGACAUCUCUCACGCGAGAUUGUCCCUUCAAAGGAAGCCACAAGACAAAAGUAUCCGGAGAUCCUAUUUGUUUCUCCACAAAUGCUCUCGAAACUCCAGUGGUGGCGACCACGCUUCCUCACUUUUCGAACCGAUCGUUUAUCUUUGACGAAAAAGGAUCUCAAAACCGACGAUUGAGUUCAUCAACUCCCCCGGAGCCAGCUCCUCCAGAUCCAGUUUUGCAAAAUUCCGUCUCUAAAGUGACGUUAUCUCCUUUUAUGCUGACGUCGCAAGAGCCUAGCUUACUUCAUCUGGACAUGGGAGCGACACUCGUGAGUAGAAACUACUCUGCAUCUCGCGCUCUGCCAGGUAUGAGUUCUGUCAUCCAGAAACAUGAAGCCUCUCCAUUACCUGCUAGUGGCCAAAGUGGACUUCAGUCCUCGAGUUUGCAUGGGACUGACGAGGACGGCCGGAGAGAGAGUUCAGUGUGACGUUGGUAGGCGGCAGUCUUGUUUUCCGGCUGCUUCUUCAUAGAAACUCUCACACAAACGUUCGUCAUAUGUUAACUUGUGUUAAUUAAACUAAAUGUGCGCGGAAUUAUUUUUUGAGUUUCAGGCAUGAAUUAGGCUGCAAUUAUCUAGUUUUUAAAUUACAAGCAUAAUUUAUAACUUUUACCAAAUUUUGUUAUCUUUUACAUUCUAAAGUCUAAUAGAACAUUACUUAAGCAACAUUAUAUAUGGGCAAUUUAAAUAAACAGGAAAACUAGUGACAAAUCAACUCUUCUUAUUUUUUGCACAAUUUUCACAGUUCAUUCUUUUCUCAGUUAGUUCGUUCAUCAUGUGAAGAAUUCAAUUAGAACAUUUCACAGCUCUAAUACUCAUUGCUUUGAAAAAGUAAUGAAACUUUUUAAAAUUUCCACGUUUAUUUUUUCCUAUAAAAAGUAUUUCUCUAGCCGUUGUAAUAGACCAGCACUGGGAAGUUUGAAUAGCUUGUUAUAAAGAAUGACAAUCAUCGCUCAAUCAAAGUUCGAUUAAAAAUUCUAUUCGCUAUUUACCAGAGAGAAAAUAAUGAUUUUAUCAAGGAACACUCUAAUACAUAAUAGAUUUUUUCUCUAUGCCUGCUCACAAAUAUGAAUUGGCUGAGGUAUUACUUGCUUCUGUAAUUUAUUUUUCACCGGACUUUGAUAAUGGUUCUAUCAAAAAUGACUUUAAUUUUUCUGUAAUAUGAGUUAAACUUACAUAAAUUUCAGCUGCUAAUCUAGUCUUUGAUUUAAAUUAUUACCACCUUACAUAAAUUUUACAUUUUGUGCGGCCGAUGAAGCAUUUCAAAAGUUUGGAGAACAUUGAUUUUAUGGAUUUAGAAUAAUUAUUUUUUUCAACUGUAAAAUUAUUUUUUUCAACUGUAACUGACAAGCAGGAAAUUUUAUCAGGGACUUAGGCAUUAUUGCAUCACAAUCACGUCUAUUGUGAGGAUUGUGCGUGUAAGUUGGUACAAUUACAUGUUUAUGCUGUUUUAAAUGAGAUGUGUCAUCACUUGGCAAUUGUUUUCUA